AUGACUCGGGCUGACAUUACAUUGAUUGUGUUUCUUUAUUGGUUCUCAUUCUUUAUUUAUUUUUAUUUUUUUUCAUUUAAUUCAUUUUUUUCUUUCUUUUUCUUUCUGGUAAUUUUUUUUAAUAUUAUUUUGUUUUCUUUUUUAUUCGACGAUUUUUCUCACUUUUUUCUUGAAUUUCUUUUAUUUUCUUUCGCUCAUUUUUCUUCUUUUCCUUUCUUUCAUCUACAAUUCUCUUUUCAUACAUCUUUUGUAUAUGUUUCCUUUUUCAUUCUCUUCUUUUUUCAUUGUAUUUUGUUCUUUUUUCUUCACCAGUUUCUGCCUAUCUAUCUAUCUAUCUAUCUAUCUAUCUAUUUAUCUAUCUAUCUAUCUAUCUAUCUAUCAGACUGUUCAUUAUCUAUCUAUCUUUCUAUCUAUCUAUCUAUCUUUCUAUCUAUCUAUCUAUCUAUCUAUCUAUCUCAGUAUGUUCAUUAUCUAUCUAUCUAUCUAUCUAUCUCAGUCUGUUCAUAUCUAUCUAUCUAUCUAUCUAUCUAUCUAUCUAUCUAUCUAUCUAUCAGUGCCUGUUCAUAUCAUGCGCACGCUGAGCGUUUCUCAAGAAGCUCAUCCGAUUAUAACAUCAUUCAAGGGGGAACUUACUUUUCAUCUUUUACUUCUCUUCCCAUCUAUCUCUCUUCUCCGUCACCAGCUUCAACUUCCGGCGUCAGUUGUCUUUAUUCUUUUUUUUUACUGUCUGUCUUUCGCCUUUCUUUUAAUGUUUCUGUCAAUUUUCUUCUAAUUCUUGAUGCUUAUUGUCAUUUUUCCUAUUCUUGCGAUAGAACAUUUUUUUCUUUCGUUCUUUUUAACUACUACUUUUUUCUGUACUAUUUUGUCUUCCUCUCUAUUUUCCUACCUUCCUUCCUUCCUUCCUUCUACAUGGAUUUUCUAAGCGAGUUUUUAGUUCAUUUCUUCUCUCUCUUCUCUCUCUCUCUCUUUCUCCCUUUGUCUUGUUAUUUUCUUUCUUUUUUCCUAUUUUUCUCUCUCUUAUUAUUUCUUUCUUUCUCUUUUUCUAGUUACUGUCACUCUCUCUUUUUCUUGUUAUUUCUCUCUCUCUCUCUCUCUUUCCCUCUCUCUCUUGAUAUUUUCUCUCUUGAUAUUUUCUCUCAUAUUUUUAUCAUUUUUCUCUGUUUCUCUCUGUCUGUCUGUUCUUGUCAUUUUUCUCUGUUUCUCUCUGUCUGUCUGUCUGUCUGUCUGUCUGUCUCUCUCUCUCUCUCUCUCUCUCUCUCUCUCUCUCUUUCUUUUUGGAUAUUUUCUCUCUCUUUUUCUCAUUAUUUCUCUCUCUUUCUUGAUAUUUUCUCUCUUUUUUCUUGUUAUUUCUCUCUCAUUUUUCAUGUAUUUUCCCUCUCUCUUUCUCUCUGUCUGUCUCUGUUUCUCUCCCCCUCUCUCUCUCUCUCUCUCUAUCUCUCUAUCUCUCUCCUAUUAUUUUUAUCUGAAAUGUCUAAUAUUACGAUUACGAUCAUAUUUGAUUGGUUUUCCUUUUCUUCCUCUUUUUCGCUCUCUUUUCUCUCCCCCCUCUCUCUUUUUUUUCUCUCUCUCUCUCUCUCUUUCUCUCUCUCUCUCUCUCUCUCUCUCUCACUCUCCAACUCUCAUUUGCUAUUUUUUAAUUUCCUUCCUUUUUCGUUUUUUCUUUAA
Molecule: messenger RNA, 1665 nt
Organism: Acanthosepion pharaonis
Lineage: Eukaryota; Metazoa; Mollusca; Cephalopoda; Sepiida; Sepiidae
Source: the annotation of a GenBank genome assembly